Messenger RNA from Camponotus floridanus (Florida carpenter ant), 505 nucleotides. RefSeq names its product U6 snRNA-associated Sm-like protein LSm6. Gene Ontology annotation, cellular component: nucleolus; sno(s)RNA-containing ribonucleoprotein complex; U4/U6 x U5 tri-snRNP complex. Gene Ontology annotation, molecular function: RNA binding. The coding region runs from base 176 to 415 and encodes 79 amino acids. The record is from RefSeq and is a predicted model, not a curated record. The transcript has 3 exons. Lineage: Eukaryota; Metazoa; Arthropoda; Insecta; Hymenoptera; Formicidae. Gene Ontology annotation, biological process: mRNA splicing, via spliceosome; maturation of SSU-rRNA.
UUCUAUUGAUGUUACAUACAUAAACAUGUAACAACCAAUCACGUAGCACAAAGGAAAAUUGACGCGAUCAGUCGGUAUAACAGAUGUUGAUUUGAUGAAAAAUCAGUUUUUCGAAUAGGUUAAAACUGUUUUGAAAUAUAUACGUAUUAGUUAGAUAUCCGUAUUAUUUACAAAGAUGAGUCGGAAGGAAGCGUUAUCCCAAUUUAUACAACAAAUUCAUGGACGGCCUGUUGUCGUAAAAUUAAACAGUGGUGUUGAUUACAGAGGUGUAUUAGCUUGUAUCGAUGGUUACAUGAACAUAGCGCUUGAACAGACAGAAGAAUAUGUCAAUGGACAGCUGAAGGACAAGUAUGGAGAUGCCUUUAUACGAGGAAAUAAUGUGUUAUAUAUUAGCACACAAAAGCGUAGAAAUUAAUACAAGCAGAUAUAAAUUUCAAUAAAAAUUAAAUUUUUGUUUAUUAAGUAUAUUGGAAAUUGAUCUUUGCAUAAACAUUUGUAACAACUA